Messenger RNA from Malaclemys terrapin pileata, 2816 nucleotides. RefSeq names its product macrophage mannose receptor 1-like. Bases 26 to 1183 code for a protein of 385 amino acids. NCBI's taxonomy places the organism in Eukaryota, Metazoa, Chordata, Testudines, Emydidae. The transcript is spliced from 8 exons. The record is from RefSeq and is a predicted model, not a curated record.
ACUCCCAGCUGCACAGUCUGGACCCAUGGCCUGCAAGGCAACAUACAGCAACAUCAACAUCAUUGAACCAGGACAAGAGGAGCCGUGGGGUUCUGAGCCAAGGGAGAAGGCAGCUGUCAGCGAUGUGUACACUGAAGAGGAGAACGAAUAUGAGGCUGUUGACCCGGCUCUUGGCGCAAAGAGGAGGCAGAUGGAGCAGCAGGAGGCUCGGGCUCCAAAGUGGCAGUGGAGACGGGGCCAGCGGUGGAUUUUGGCCUGCGCGACUGUCCUGGGAGUCUCUGUGCUGCUGAACCUGCUGCUCCUCACACUUGGUGUUGUCCGAUACAUGGAGAUGGCCAGCGCCCUUGAGAGAAUGCAAGUGGAGAACCAGCUGCUCCAGGAUGUGGGCUCUCCAGCCUCUGGCUCCUUCCUGAUCUACAGUGAGUCACACCAGCUGUGUGUGGAUGUGACAGCUGGUGGCUCCCUGACAGCCACGCGCUGCGCCCCCGGCUCCCCCAGCCAGCACUUCCAGUGGCUGUCUCGGGGCCAGCUGCUGAAUGUGGCCCACCAGCAGUGCGUAGCUGUGCCAAAGCAGCUUAGCCGGAUUACUGUGCGCCUGGAGCCCUGCGAGGCCCACAGGGAGCUGCAGCACUGGGAGUGCCGGGCAGACGGGCUGCUGGCCCUCGCCAAGGAGAACCUCUACUUCAACUAUGGCAACAACCAGAACCACGUGGUGAUGCUGUACACGGGGGACGGGCCCUGGAGCCGUUGGGUCGUCUAUGGGAGCCAUGAGGACCUCUGUUUCUGCUCCUGUCAUGUCUGCACCCCAUGUCGCAGGGGGUGGACUUUCUUCCAGGACAGAUGCUACUUCCACUCCUGCUCCCUGGGCACCUGGGAUGCUGCCAACCGCUCCUGUGCCUCUCUAGGUGCCCUGCUCCUCCAGGUGACCAGCCUCGCUGAGCAGGCUCACAUCGUGGCUUCCAUGAAAUCACCAUCCUCCUGGAUGGGCCUCACGGACCAGGCACUCGAGGGGGCUUGGAUGUGGGUGGACGGGACUCACCCAGCAGCUAAUGCCAGCUAUUGGCAGACAGGGGAGCCCAAUGGUGGGCAGACAGAGAACUGUGCGCUGGCACGACAGGAUGGGCACUGGUAUGACACCCCAUGCACGGAGCAGCACCACUGGGUAUGUGAGGUGGAGCCCUGAGCCUGCUUGGACUAGCCAUCGAGCAACCUGGCCAGACACUGGCCCUCCCUCUGCCCCUGCCCCACCCCUCUGCCCCCCACUGUGACCCAAGGACUCUUUAUGCCAACUAGUAGAGGGCACUAGGGGUAUAGGGCUCCUCUGGGUUCACCAAAAGAGGUCACGUGAUGUCUAAUGAAAGCCUGUGUCAUUCCAGUGCAGUUAAUCAUUGCAAGCUAUAUGGACUGGUGAUAUUUAAGGAGUUGUGUAUCUGCACAAAUAUUAUGUUCUUAAGGUCUGUGUCUAGGUACUGGCCAUCAGCAAAGGGGAAAAUCAGGUUUGCUUUCAGGCAAGAAAUGUUGAUCUCUCUGUCUGUUUGCAUGUAAAUCAAGUACUGUAUGGUUCACAAUGGGCAUCCACUCAGAAGUCUGAACUGAAUGCUAAUGAAGAAUUGUGAAAUCUUCAAAGCGAGGAAAUUAACAGGAGGACUUAAACAGCAGGAGUUAUAAGAACAACCAUACUGGGUCAGACCAAUGGUCAUCUAGCCUAGUAUCUUGUCUUCCAACAGUGGUCUAUGCCAGGUGCUUAAGAGGGAAUGACAGAACAGGCAAUCAUGAAAUGAUCCAUCCUCUGUCAUCCACAACCAGCUUCUGGCAAACAGAGGCUAGGGACAUUCAGAGCAUGGGGUUAUGUCCCUGCCCAUCCUGGUUAAUAGCCAUUGAUGGACCUAUCCUCCAUGAAUGUAUCUAGUACUUUUUUGAACCCUGUUAUAGUUUUGGCCUUCACAACAUCCCCUGGCAAACAGUUCCACAGGUUGACUAUGCAUUUUGUCUGUUUAAAAUCUGCUGCCUAUUAAUUUCAUUGUUUGACCUCCAGUCCUUAGUUCUCCUCAUUAUCCUGUUUAGGGGUAAGACAAGGAACUUUUGAAACUAUAUCGGGGUGUGGAUUAGCCCCUGGUAUCCUUCACUCUGAGAGAACAAGCUAUCAGCAGGGAGUGGGGCAGGACAGGAGAAGGGGUCUCAACCAAACUGGUUGAAAACACCAAAAGAACUUGGGGUAAGCUUGUAGGAGACAGGAGAAUGCCUUAAGAAUUAAGUUUAGGCCUGUGAUGGACUUCAUAGAAUAUUAGGGUUAGAAGAGACCUCAGGAGGUCAUCUAGUCCAACUCCCUGCUCAAAGCAGGACUGUAGAGGAGCGGACUCACCCCUGCGGUGCCUCCUGCUGGUCAUCUGGGGCAUCAGCUCUUCCAGCAUCCUGGAGCACCCUCUGCAGGCCAGUGAUCUGCCUGUCCUCUGGCCCCGGUGUCCCUCCCAGACCCAGGUGCCCUUUUAUCUGAGGUGCUGCCCCUGGCAGUACACCCCUCAGUACUAGGGUCUCCCCUCCUCAGGGAACCCCCACCCACUAUCCCUACCUCACCUCAGAAUAAGGCCACUGCCAGUCACCAACUAGCCCCCGCUCCCUGGGGCAGACUGCAGUAUAAGCCACUCAUCACAGGUAAGGUUGGGUUUGGAUAGGAUUACCAUACGUCUGGAUUUUCCCGGACAUGUCUGGCUUUUGGGGGCUCAAAUCCCCGUCCGGGGGGAAAUCCCCAAAAGCCGGGCAUGUCCGGGAAAAUCGGGAGGGCUCGGCCGGGGCCUCUUUGUCUGGGGUCGCCGGUG